Folsomia candida is the source of this 759-nucleotide messenger RNA. Its product is annotated as oxygen-dependent choline dehydrogenase-like. The record is from RefSeq and is a predicted model, not a curated record. The transcript is spliced from 5 exons. The coding region runs from base 1 to 759 and encodes 252 amino acids. NCBI's taxonomy places the organism in Eukaryota, Metazoa, Arthropoda, Collembola, Entomobryomorpha, Isotomidae. Gene Ontology annotation, molecular function: oxidoreductase activity, acting on CH-OH group of donors; flavin adenine dinucleotide binding.
AUGUGGCUGGCGGCCGGAAGGGAAUUAGGAUUUCAGGCGGCAGAUCCAAAUGCAUUCCAGACCCAAGCCUUCUCCCCAAUAGCGUUAUCGACUAAAAAUUCUUUAAGAUCCAGUUCCUACACCGCCUUGAUUCAAGGGGUGGAAAAGACCAGGCCUAACUUGAGAGUUUUGCGAUAUUCUCAAGUUCAAAAGGUUCUAAUUGAUGAAAACAAAAUCGCAUACGGCGUGACAUAUUUGCGACACGGAAUUCCACAAAUUGCUCACGCUUCGAAAGAAGUUAUCAUCUCUGCGGGAGCCAUACUUUCGCCAAUAAUGCUCAUGAAAUCCGGCAUCGGCCCUUCACAAACUCUCCACGCCGCCAAAAUCCCAAUCGUCCAAGACCUCCCCGGGGUCGGGCAGAAUCUCCUGGAUCAUGCCGACAUACAUUUCAAAUUUCAGAUUCUAAACCCAUCAGCCGCCCAAACCCUUUAUCCAACUUUGUCCGAUUCGGGCUUGCAAGAUGAACUUAUCAAGUUCCAGGCUCCUAUAAAAACGGGAGCGUUUAGCACGGAAAAUGUGCAUCAAGCGUUUAUCGUCUCGUCUCGUGCGAAACGAGAUAAUGAAGGGAAUUGGCCGGAUUAUCAUUUAUUUUUUCAAAUGAAUGAUCUAGCCGGACUUGCGAUAAAUGCAACCCAGCGAGAUAUAUUUAAAAAAAAACAAUCCAAAAAUUUGGAAUCACAUGACGCUUAUCUUUCCGUUAAUUGGCUCUUCAAAGAAUAA